Molecule: messenger RNA, 774 nt
Organism: Trichomycterus rosablanca
Lineage: Eukaryota; Metazoa; Chordata; Actinopteri; Siluriformes; Trichomycteridae
Gene: mrpl30
Product: mitochondrial ribosomal protein L30
Exons: 5
Coding region: 232-708 (158 amino acids)
Biological process (GO): translation
Cellular component (GO): mitochondrion; large ribosomal subunit
Molecular function (GO): structural constituent of ribosome
Source: RefSeq, a predicted model, not a curated record
CCACUUUACAGUGUGCAACAGUGAAGUGUGUGUAAAUAGUAAGGUUUAAAUUAAAGGUCUGGUUUUAUGUUGUUGGUGCGAAUGCGAACGAGUACGAGUUAUAUUCGUGUAAAAUCACGAUACAAGUUCACUUAAGUGGAGUAAAAUUCGUACAUGUGCUUGUUUGUGUUAGCAUAGCUGACGUUAGCUGGUUAGCAGGUAACCUUGGCAAUAGAGAUCCAUAGGCUGAAAAUGGCAGCAGCAUUGACUCGAGCUUUAAAUGUUAUUUGGGCAAAGAACCUGUCAUUGGUUUCAUCGUGGCCAGUGAAUAUGGGUUGUCGAAGCAUGUUUACCAGAUCUCGUAUUCCUGCACAGGUAUUUGAAGAGCGCUCAAAAGAACAUGAAAAAUAUGGUGGUGAUCCAGAAAACCCACAUAAAUUACAUGUAGUGACCAGAAUCAAAAGCACAAAACGACGACCUUACUGGGAAAAAAAGGUGGUGAAGAGUUUAGGAUUAAUGAAGUCACAUGAGCCCAGAGUCCAUAAGAACACACCAUCAGUGAACAACCAGCUGAAAAUUAUCAAGCAUCUAGUCAGGAUUGAACCGUUGAAGCUACCCAAUGGACUACCUUCAGAACAAGAAAUGAAAGAUUCUUAUCUAAACAGUAAAGGAGAGCUGGUGGUAGGACGUCGUCAAAUGCCUGCAGAACAGAAACCUGUAGAGUUGUAGCUCCUCAUCUUUUGUACCUCACUGUGGUUGUCUUGGGUUUCAUUAAAUAUUUCAAGUGUAUCAAGA